Molecule: messenger RNA, 1205 nt
Organism: Seriola dumerili (greater amberjack)
Lineage: Eukaryota; Metazoa; Chordata; Actinopteri; Carangiformes; Carangidae
Product: RNA/RNP complex-1-interacting phosphatase-like
Exons: 2
Coding region: 240-1205 (321 amino acids)
Biological process (GO): protein dephosphorylation
Molecular function (GO): protein tyrosine/serine/threonine phosphatase activity; polynucleotide 5'-phosphatase activity
Source: RefSeq, a predicted model, not a curated record
CGUGGUUCCAGGAUAACGUGUUCCUACAUGCACGUAGAAACUCAGUUAUUGAAAUAAUUUCGUGGUCGUCCUGUAUUUUCGCUUUUUAUGUCAUCAGUUUAACGUGUUUUUGGAUUUUUAAUUGUUCGGUUCGUUUGUCGUGAGAACGCAGCUUUUUUAAAUGCUUCGCCAGGUCGAUGUUGAAAUGACUUCAACUGGGAGUAAACACUGACAACACCUGAGUCCACUCAGCAGCUGAGAUGCCCUCUUCUAGGAAGAAGAAGGAGAAGAACAGUGUACCUGAGAGAUGGUUAGACUACGUUCCUGUAGGACAGAGGAUACCAGGGACUCGGUUCAUCGCCUUCAAGGUGCCUUUGAAACCGUCUCUGAACUGCCAGGUCCAAGCAUCAAAAUCCUUCGGUCUCUGGGACCUGCUGGACUCUCUUGAGAGUCAGAACCAGGAGCUGGGUCUGAUCAUCGACCUCACCUACACCACAAGGUACUACAGCCUGACUGACGUCCCACGGUCCUGGUCUUACAUCAAGAUCCUCACUGAGGGUCGCAAGGUUCCUUCUGACGCAGCCAUCCUGAGCUUCAAACGGGCAGUGAGACAGUUCCUGAAGGAGAACCAGGACAAUGACAAGCUGAUUGGAGUCCACUGCACCCAUGGCCUGAACCGCACCGGGUACCUGGUCUGCCGGUAUCUCAUAGAUGUCGACGGGCUGGAUCCUCUGACAGCGGUGGAGCUCUUUAACUCCCACAGAGGUCAUUGCAUCGAGAGGCAAAACUACCUCAAAGAUCUGCAGCGAGGUACCAAGAGGAGCAACAGCGGCAUCGAAGAGCCAGAGGAGGAGGCGGCCAAAGGGCAAGCCGUGGAGAGGCCGUCACAGACCGCAUCGGCUGGAGGGGAGAGACAACCAUUUGGUGAUGACCCUGCAGAGGAGAGUGAACCAGCUUGGGAGACGCAACAGCCCCGUAACCGCCGUCGCCGUAGAAGUCAGCACAGAUGUAGAGCAGACCAGAGACCUCCAAACGGUGGCCCCCUCCCCACACCCCCUUUACUUCCCAGACCCCCUUUACUUCCCACACCCCCUUUGCUCCCAACCCCCCCCCCUCUUUCCUAUGUCUGGAGACCCCCCCAUCACCGUCCAGACCCGUCCCUUCCCUCGGUACAGCUCGAGUCAGCAGCAGGAAACAGACAACGGAGACAAACAAACUUAAACUGA